This is a messenger RNA of Hepatospora eriocheir, 621 nucleotides long. NCBI's taxonomy places the organism in Eukaryota, Fungi, Microsporidia, Hepatosporidae. The record is from the annotation of a GenBank genome assembly.
AUGACUGUAGAAUUAUCUACUUCUCCGCCGCCUGUUGUUGAUACUCCUAUCAAUGAAGAUAUUAUUAUUCAUAAAGUUGCUUUUGUUGGUAGUAUAAAUUCUGGUAAAACUACUCUUAUUAAACAAAUAUUAAAGCUUAAUAGAACAGGUAGAUUAGAAUAUUCUGGAUUAUCUAAUAGUUCUCAAGUUAAUAGAAAAGUUGCUUUACAGAUGUCUGAGUAUUCUGAGUUACCUGCUGAUGAUCUUGAUACUGAUGCUGUUGUUUUCUGUGUUUCUCAUAAAAAAUUAAGAGAAAUUGUUAGAGAUGGUACUUUUGAGGAUAAAUAUAUUGAUGAUGCUUUAUAUAGAUUAAAGAAACAAAGACAAAUUAUUAUUUUAUGUGCUACAAUGACUGAUAGAGGUCCUAUUUCUGAUUAUCUUGAAGGAAUGAAUUCUACCAGAAGAGAGGCAGAUAUUGUUGCUAUUAAAUACAGAAUAAGUACUUUUUUAUUAGUUAGUAAAUACAGAAGGACAAGUAUUAAUGGAUUAGUAAAUGAAAUUAUUAGAGCUGCUGAAACUGAUAAAGAAAGUAUUGUUGAGGAGGUUUGUUGUCCUUGUUUAUUUCCAAAGGGUUGUUUUUGA